This is a messenger RNA of Prunus armeniaca (apricot), 771 nucleotides long. NCBI's taxonomy places the organism in Eukaryota, Viridiplantae, Streptophyta, Magnoliopsida, Rosales, Rosaceae. The record is from the annotation of a GenBank genome assembly.
AUGUCAUGGCUCCUCAACUCUAUGGAGCAGAAAAUUGCUGAAAUCUUCUGCUACUCUAAGUCCUCUCUUCAACUAUGGGAGACUUUCAAGGAGAUGUAUGGUAACCAAAACAAUGUUGCUCGUGUCUUUCAGCUCAAACAGGAAAUUGCAAACCUUCAGCAAGAAGGUAAGCCGUUUGUUCAACUUCUUGGUGAUUUGAAAAACAAGUGGAAUGAGCUCGAGGUGUACCGCCCACACACCAUGGAUGCUACUGUGCUUCUGAAAAUAGCCGAAGAAGAUAAAAAAUUUCAGUUAUUAUCAAGCUUAGACUCAACAUAUGAAGAUCUCCCCAGUCACAUUCUUAUGAAUUCUGAGCUGCCAUCCUUUACAAGUGUUUGUGCUACAAUUCAACGAGAAGAGGUACGUAGAAAGGUCAUGAACAUUGAAACCAAGACAAAUAUUUAUGAAACUAGAGCAUAUUUGUCGAAUCACAAACACACUGAGGAGAAAGUAUACAAAGGAAAUAGGCCAGAUUUGAAGUGCAGCUAUUGCAACAACAUUAGUCAUGUGAAGAAGAGAUGUUGGAUCCUUCACCCUGAAUUGAAGCCUCUCAAGUUUAUCAAGGAAAUAAAGGCACUCAGAAGAAAUUUCAUACUUCAGUUUCUAAGGCUAAUCAUGCAACGUCUUCAAACAAUGGACUUCGAAGCUUCACUUCCAAUCCUGCUGAUCUUAUCAAUGAAUUUGCUUCUUAUAUUCAGAAAACGAAAUGGAGUAAUGACAGUGAAGGAGUAA